AGUAGCGCUGUCAUGGCCAUCGGAUCGACUGGCUGCGUGGCCUACAAUCCAUUGCAAAGAACGGCAUACGGAUAUGUGCCCUCGCUGGCUGCUGGCAUUGUCUAUUGCGUCCUCUUUGGACUCUCGAUGAUCGCGCAUACCUUCCAGGCCAUCAAGACAAGAGCGCUAUGGAACCUCGUCUUUGCCGUCGGUUGUUUGACUGAAGUACUGGGCUGGGCUGCUCGAACCUGGUCGAGUGAAUGUCCCUACAAUGCAAACGCCUUUCUGAUGCAGAUUUGUACACUGAUCAUUGCGCCCACGUUCUUCACUGCCGGAAUCUAUGUCAUCCUCGGACGCAUGAUCGCCAUUGCGGGGCCUGGAGUCAGUCCUAUCGGACCUGUCUGGUACCUCUGGAUCUUCUGUACUGUCGAUAUCAUCUCUCUGGUCAUCCAAGCUGUUGGUGGCGGUUCAGCAGCUGUCGCGUUCAAUUCGACGCCCCCUGGUAACACCAAGGUCGGAACCAACAUCAUGGUAGCUGGUAUCGACUUCCAACUGGCCUCGGUCAUCGUCUUCAGCAUUCUCUUCUUCCUUUUCCUCUACAGAGCAUCCGUCAAGCUACGCCUUCCCGCCUUCAAGAACGACAGGAACAUGAAACUCCUUGUCCUCGUUACAUCGUUCUCAAUCCUUCUCAUCAUCAUGAGAAGCAUCUAUCGUACGAUCGAACUCGCUGGCGGUUGGACCGGACGUGUCAUCGAAACUGAGAGAUACUUCAUCGCCCUUGAUGGUGCACCUAUGGCUGCCCUUGUCAUCGCUUUCAACAUCCUACAUCCUGGUGCUCUGAUCAAUCGCGUCAUUGCUCGCAAUGGUGUCCAGAUGGAUGAGAAGCCAUCGAAAAACUCCAGCGAACAUGACGCUCCUGUGUUGGGCGCAUCUGCCUGA
Molecule: messenger RNA, 918 nt
Organism: Aureobasidium musti
Lineage: Eukaryota; Fungi; Ascomycota; Dothideomycetes; Dothideales; Saccotheciaceae
Source: the annotation of a GenBank genome assembly